Protobothrops mucrosquamatus (brown spotted pit viper) is the source of this 631-nucleotide messenger RNA. Its product is annotated as protein N-terminal glutamine amidohydrolase-like. Gene Ontology annotation, cellular component: nucleus; cytosol. The record is from RefSeq and is a predicted model, not a curated record. NCBI's taxonomy places the organism in Eukaryota, Metazoa, Chordata, Lepidosauria, Squamata, Viperidae. Gene Ontology annotation, molecular function: protein-N-terminal glutamine amidohydrolase activity; protein-N-terminal asparagine amidohydrolase activity. The coding region runs from base 160 to 576 and encodes 138 amino acids. The transcript has 4 exons.
CCUUGUAACGCGUCCCCCCAGGACGUUCGGAACAGCACGCGUGGAGCUAUGCUUCUUCAACCGCCCUCCGUUGCCGAAGACGAGCGGCUUCUUGUUCAGGCUUUCUUCGGGAAAUGAAUCCCUUAAUCCUUUCCCUUGGCCAGCCAACAGCGGGCUUCAAUGGCGGAGGUGGAGGCUGCUCAGGCUGGCUACCAACCGGUCGUCCCUUCUCGCUCCGUUUGCGUUUAUACAAGCUGCUAUUGUGAAGAAAAUAUCUGGAAGCUCUGUGAAUAUAUCCGAAGCAAGAAUCAAUACCCUUUAGAAGAAUUUUAUGCUGUUUUCAUUUCCAAUGACAGAAAAAUGGUGCCACUUUGGAAGCAGCAGGCAGGAUGUGAAGAGCAGCCUGUGAUCUGGGAUUACCAUGUUAUUUUGUUACACGUGUCGAACGGAGACCAGAACUUUAUCUAUGAUCUUGAUACUGUCCUACCUUUUCCAUGCCGUUUUGGCACUUACAUUGAAGAGGCUUUCAAAUCGGACAGCAUUAUUAAUCCUGAUUUUCGAAGGUGGGGAUAUCAAUCACAAACAUUCUCAGCAUAGCUUUAAUAGCAGUAAGCCUUGGGUGUGCCAAAAUUAGCUUGACAUGUUACAGUUC